GUAAUUUGGAAGAAAGUCAACAAGUCCAGUCCGAUAACAAUAGGAGAGUACGUCUAUGAUCCAGACAAUCGAUAUUCUAUCACCAGAGAAGAUCCUUACAUGGACUCUCAGAUGGCCAGUAUCGACAGCCAAAGAAUUGGUUAUGAAAACCCUCGAUGGAACUUACAGAUAACGAACGUGGACUUUCAACACGCGGGUACAUACGAAUGCCAGAUCAGCACAAAAGAAGAUUUUGCUCGUAACGUAACACUAAACAUUAUAA
Molecule: messenger RNA, 262 nt
Organism: Candidula unifasciata
Lineage: Eukaryota; Metazoa; Mollusca; Gastropoda; Stylommatophora; Geomitridae
Source: the annotation of a GenBank genome assembly